Messenger RNA from Besnoitia besnoiti, 3510 nucleotides. RefSeq names its product myosin C. The transcript is spliced from 9 exons. Gene Ontology annotation, cellular component: cytoplasm; actin cytoskeleton; dynein complex. The record is from RefSeq and is a predicted model, not a curated record. Lineage: Eukaryota; Apicomplexa; Conoidasida; Eucoccidiorida; Sarcocystidae. Gene Ontology annotation, biological process: vesicle transport along actin filament; microtubule-based process; actin filament organization. Bases 1 to 3510 code for a protein of 1169 amino acids. Gene Ontology annotation, molecular function: microfilament motor activity; actin filament binding; ATP binding.
AUGGCUCCAAAAGCCUCCCGAACUUUCGGGCGGGGAAUCGCCAAAGACUCUCCCGAGGCGAGACAACUCGAGAGAAAGUCAGCAGUCGCUCCUUUCGGCAGAGAUGGCCAGCCCGUCGGGGAUUUCACGUGUUGGACCGCUGACUGCCCGUCAGUCAAGGCGGAUCCUAGCCUCGUGUUCGCCAAGUGUAUCGUCGUGGGCGGCACAGUGGACACGAAACUGCAGCUGGAGCAAGUCGAUCCGCCUGUCCGCGGGACGUUUGAAGUUGAUGCGUCUGACGUCUUCAACGCCAACGAACUGAUCGAGCCCGAGCACAUCGAAGACAUCGGCUACCUGCCCCACACCAACGUGGCUUGCGUUCUGGACCUCCUCAAAAAGCGCUAUUUAAGAGGCCUCAUUUACACGACGGCUCAGCCGCUGCUGGUGGCGAUCAACCCCUUCAAGGACCUCGGCAACACCACCGACGAGUGGAUCCGAAGCUACCGAGAGGCGAGCAAACCUGAGACGCUACCGCCACACGUCUUUCAGACAGCUCGCAGUGCUCUAGAAGAUCUUGAAGGCUACAAGAAAAAUCAAGCCAUCAUUGUGUCGGGUGAGUCGGGCGCUGGCAAGACAGAGGCAACGAAGCAGAUCAUGCGAUACUUCGCCUUAGGUUCGUCCACUGGGAAGACGACCAUCCAGGACACCAUCAUGGCAGGCAAUCCGCUUCUUGAGGCUUUCGGGAAUGCGAAAACCAUUCGAAACAACAACUCCAGCCGAUUUGGCAGAUUCAUGAUGCUCGACGUUUCGUCCAGUUCCGGCAUUCGGUAUGGAAGUGUCUCGAACUUCCUCCUCGAGAAGGUCCGUGUUGUGAGUCAAGAAGCAAACGAGCGAUCCUACCACAUCUUCUAUCAGCUGCUAAAGGGCGCGACAAGCGAGAUGCGCGCCAAGUAUCACUUGAGGUCUCUAAAGGACUACGUCUACCUCAACGGCAAGAGCGGAGGGUGUUAUGACGUGCCAGGGAUCAACGACGAGGAGGACUUUCGGGAGGUCCUCUCAUCCCUCGAUGCCAUGAACAUCACCGGCACCACGCGGGAUUCUGUCUUCUCAAUCAUAUCUGGACUCCUACUCGUCGGAAACAUAUCUGUGGAGGCGCAAGAGUAUCAGGGCGUUCCCGACGCGGCAAAAAUUCCCCCGCAGGGUCUCGAAAUUUUGAGCGAGGCUUGCGAAUUGCUCCAUGUUGACAGCGCUGCUCUGGAAAAGGCUGUCCUCACGAAAACCACCAAGGUCGGCCCUCAGGUCAUCGAGGGGCCGCGAACAAAAGAGGAGGCUGUCACCUCUCUUUUGUCGCUCUCGAAGAAUGUCUACGACAAGCUUUUCGACUGGCUGGUCAAGCAGCUGAACCUGCUGAUUGAUGCGCCGAACGGCAUGCCAUCGUUCAUUGGAAUCCUUGACAUUUUCGGGUUUGAGGUCCUGCAACACAACUCACUCGAGCAAGUCCUAAUCAAUAUCACCAAUGAAUACCUGCAGAAGCACUUCGUUGACGUUGUGUUCGAGAUGGAAACAAAAUUGUAUCAGGCAGAAGGCGUACCCACUGAGGCGCUGGAGUACACAGAUAACCGUGCGCUCGUCAACGCGUUGUGCGGAAAGUCAGACUCCUUCUUCGCCCUCCUUGAAGAUGCCUGCGUAGGCCUCAAGUCAACCGACGAGGGAUUUCUUAGCACGGUAUUGCGGCGCCUGGGGCCUACCGGCUUUUUCAUGGAGUCGCGAAAAGACAAAAAGUUCAAGUUUUUGGUGCGGCAUACCAUCGCGGACAUCGAGUACACAUGCCAAGGCAUGCUAGAAAAGAACAAGGACUUCCUGCGAAAAGACACAAUGGACGUGAUAAAGGCGUCCCCUGACGCUGUGACACGCGCUCUCUUCGAAGGCAUUGAGAUGGAGGCUGGCAAAAUCGGCAAGGGGACACUCAUCGCUUCUCAGUUCUUAAAGAACCUGGAGGAAAUGAUUGGCAUCAUUGGCCAAACGGAGCCGCAUUUUAUCCGUUGCCUGAAGCCGAACGAGGAGAAAAAGGCCUUAGGAUGGAACGCGUCGAAGGUGCUGAAUCAGCUCUUUUCGCUGUCCAUCUUGGAGGCUCUACAGUUACGCCAGAUCGGCUACGCCUACCGUCGCAAAUUCAACGAGUUCUGCAGUCACUUCCGAUGGCUCGACCUGGGUCUCGUGAACUCAGACGCAGACCGGAAGGAGGUGGCUGAGAGGCUUCUCGUAGACUCCGGUAUCCCGAACUCCGAAUGGGUGAUUGGGAAGACAAUGGUUUUCCUAAAGCCUGAUGCGGCGAAGGAGCUGGCGGUACUGCAGCGCGACCGCCUAGCCUGCUUCCAACCCUUAGUCACGGUCGUAGCUGCUGCGUGGAAGAAGGUCCUCCUCCGCCGAUUCAUGGCGAGAAUCGUCAGGUUCCUCACCAGGGUUGAGUCGAAUGCCCGCAUGCACCUCGAACCGUGCAAAAUUGACAUUUCUGAGGAGGACCGUCAGGCGUUUCUCUCUGGCGUCGAACGCGUGCGCGCAAAGACGGUGGUCAAACAGUGCAAGUCGAGCAACCGGCAGCCAGCCAUGCAAAAGACGUUGACCCUCUCGAGCUUUCAGAAGACGCGAUCCCUGCCGCGAACCUACGCGGCGAGCAACGAGGGGCUGGACGUCGACGAUACGCGCUCUGUCGACACCGACGCGUUCGUGUAUCUCAAGACCCGACGCUCGCCUAACGAGAAUUAUCUGCGUCAGACAGCGCUGGCCCGCUUGAAGGAGCGCCGCCCGUCCGAGGUCUGCAUGGAGGAGGCCUUCCACGUGUGGAGGUCUGUGGAGCUGCUUUUCCGGGAGCCCCUCAGCGAAGGCCGUCUGCAAAACAUCUGCACGGCGAUUCGCAACGACAUGGACAAAAACUACGGCUUUUUCUGGCAGGUGAUUAUCAACCGCGCCCCGCACUUCGGCGUGGCGGCGACGCACAUCCACGGAUCUCUUCACGUCGUCGAUCAACAAGGCAUGUACCGUGAUGGACGAGAGUUCCUCUUCCACCUCAUCAUGUACAAGACCAGGAGACCCCGCAAGGAAGAGAUUCGCCUUCAUGAGAAAGCUGCCGAGAAAACGUACGGCAUCUGCAGGCAGAAGGACUUUUCAGGAAUCGUGCGGGUGAAGAACAGCAAGGUGCCGCCGUACAUGGAGAAGGACGUCUCUUACUUGAUCGGGAUGCUGUUUCAACGCUACCAGUACACGCGCGACUGGACGAACUUCGCGACGCGCAUUCAGUCCUACCUGAUGGGCCGCUACAACGAGCCAUUCGGGGGAGCGUGGAACGUCGUCGCACAGGAAGGCGCGUUCUUCCUGAGUCGGUUGUGGACCAAACACAGCCGCUUCCUGCGGGUGGAAAUUGAUUUCCCCGCUCUGGCUGACGCCGGAGGCAGCGAGUCCGGCGCAAGCUAUCCCACGCCUGUCCUCACGGUAGUCUGCUUCGAGGCCUGUGCCCCCGACCGCGCGUCGUGA